GCCCACGCCAACCAUUGUAUGUAUAUUCUCAUAAUCUACUCCAUAAGAGCCUGUAAUUAUUCAAACAAUAGUCAGUCGAAGCCUAAGAAAUUUUGUAGGCGUAUGUGUGUGUUUGUGUGUAUGUUCACUAAAAGACGGAGGGAGACUGUAAGGUGACCACCCACGAACACAUAAGUGUGUACGACUGACAUACCACCACAUCGCAUUGCAAACAUUAUCCACCUUGUCGGUACGGUACACUUUGUCUGAUCUUUAUCCAUUAAUACGCCCGGCUUCGUGGUUGUGUUUUCAGCUUUGGGAGUAUUGAUAAACUUGAGAGCUCCGUCGAUUUUUUCCAACCCGCUGUCAACAUCAUAAACGUUGUGGGCGAAGGAGUCCGGUGGAGGUGAAAGGGAUUUCUUUACAACACACGUGUAGGAGUAGGUAUAAGGACUUGAUGUCUUUGUGGUAGUUUUGAACUUGAAGCCUUCAGACCGAGCUGUGAGCGGAGUGUUCGACAAACAUAAUAUAAAAAGACCACUUAAGUCAGAGAGGAAUAAUCUACGUUUCUCCAGUAAGAGACAUAAUUUGAGUUAUCGGUGUGGUGUGAUUUCUCAAUCUUUUUGGAGUCUGGUUGUGACUGUGAAUAGUGUCUGUGACUGAGUGCGCUCGCACUUGUUUCCUUUCUUUCUUUCUUUCUUUUUUUAAAUGGACUCGUGACUGCUUUAAUUUUUGUUAAAAACUCGGCCAUGAGUCGGCGAAAACAGGGAUGGUAUGAAAAGACUUACGAGAUCUUCAUCAUAGGAGAGCAGCUGAGGUUUCAGAUGCAUGACCAAGGUCAGGUGAGAGAUCGUCGUUACCAUCUGCGCAAGUACAGGAAGUGUCUCAUUGGACGCGAUGCCGUUGAUUGGUUGGUGAAGCUGUACCACGUGACUAGUAGGGAGGAGGCCGUGGCAGCCAUGAAAAUAUUGCAGAAGUAUGGAAUCUUACAUCAUGUUGCUGACGACCACGACUUCAAAGACGCCCACCUGUUCUACCGUUUCACUCGGGAUGACGACACGUUCAAGGUCAACCGGGAACUCUCCGCCUUCUACAGGGGAGUAGAGCUCUAUCGCAAACUGAAGAACGAGGCUGGUAACGUUAUGAGAGAGUUCUACCACAAAGGCUCGCUCUACUCCGAGGCUUUCUACGGCUGUGAUGUGCUGGACUUUGUCUGUAUGACCGGGGCCGACCGCUCCGAGGCCCUCAAAGACUUCCGGGACCUUCUGGAGAGGGACAUCUUGAAGCAUGUCCACAUCAAAAGCGCCAAGAAGGCGGGGCCUAUACCACGUGACUCCAUCGACUCUGCAGCUUCCUGUGCCAGCGUCAGUUCCGGUAGCGUGACGUCACGGAACGAUUCAGGGCUGGGGUCUGUCAGCUCGCACACCUUGGAGCCUCGGUCAGGUCCGCCAGUUCCUGACUCACGUGGAAGGUCAAGAGGUGUUGCGACAGGACCACAGGCAAGUGGGUCGUCUGCUGGCAUCACGUGACCACGUCUCGCUCACCGUUCUCAUGGACAGGCGGGACGCCAACCGGUGUGACCUUUGACCUUGACACCCGAGGCCAGCAAGGUCACGGGAUCAUCUGCUGUGACGCCACAAUGUUAUUAUUAUUUUAAUUUCGGAUCAUGACGCCAUUAUUAGCCUAGUAGUAGUACCGCUCUGUAGCAAAACAGUUGGCUUAGCGGGUGGUUAGAGGGCGCCACUAGUAGGUCCUACUUCGUUGCUUUCCACCCUCUGUUGUUUCUGUCUCACUGUCUUACUUUUUCCUACGGUAUCACUAAAUGACUAUUAUUUUGUCGAU
This is a messenger RNA of Aplysia californica (California sea hare), 1821 nucleotides long. Its product is annotated as DEP domain-containing mTOR-interacting protein. Gene Ontology annotation, molecular function: protein binding. Gene Ontology annotation, biological process: intracellular signal transduction. Lineage: Eukaryota; Metazoa; Mollusca; Gastropoda; Aplysiida; Aplysiidae. The record is from RefSeq and is a predicted model, not a curated record.